Molecule: messenger RNA, 158 nt
Organism: Dentiscutata erythropus
Lineage: Eukaryota; Fungi; Glomeromycota; Glomeromycetes; Diversisporales; Gigasporaceae
Source: the annotation of a GenBank genome assembly
UAUUUUCUUUUUUACGCUUUGAUUCCGCUAAGGUUUUAAGUGGUGUACGCUGGUUACGGUUUGAUCCUAGCUUCUGGUAUACGUUGAAUUUUAAGCCUUUUCGUUUUCUUCGUGUACCUGCUUUGAGUUGGUUUGAGUGGUGGUGCACGCUGGUUACG